GUAGCGGAUGCGGACCUGGCACUGGCCCCAGACAGCGCUUACUGCCGGAUAGAGGGUCCUGCCCUUCAGUCCGCGGAAUGCUGGCCCCAGGAGGAGGACUGAGCUUAUCUGACUCCAGAGCUUUCAGGAGGGAAGAAAGAUGUCAGAUGAAGAUGAUCUAGAAGACUUUGAGCCAGACCAGGGUGAUUCUGAGAAAGAAGAGGACGAGAAGGAGACAGAGGAGGGGGAGGACUACAGAAAAGAGGGGGAAGAGUUCCCUGAGGAAUGGCUGCCCACCCCCCUCACGGAGGACAUGAUGAAGGAAGGGCUUUCUCUGCUCUGUAAGACAGGCAAUGGGCUGGCUCAUGCUUAUGUCAAGCUGGAGGUUAAAGAGAGGGACCUGACAGACAUCUACUUGCUGCGCUCCUACAUCCAUCUGCGCUAUGUGGAUAUUUCUGAGAACCACCUGACAGACCUGUCUCCACUCAACUACCUCACCCACCUGCUCUGGCUCAAGGCUGAUGGCAAUCGGCUGCGAAGUGCCCAGCUGAAUGAACUGCCCUACCUGCAGAUUGCUAGUUUUGCUUAUAACCAGAUUACUGACACUGAAGGCAUCUCUCAUCCUCGUCUUGAAACCCUGAAUCUCAAAGGGAACAGCAUCCACAUGGUGACAGGUCUGGACCCCCAGAAGUUGAUCAGCCUGCACACAGUGGAGCUUCGGGGGAACCAGUUGGAAAGCACCCUGGGAAUCAAUCUUCCUAAGCUGAAGAACCUCUACCUGGCCCAAAACAGGCUGAAGAAGGUGGAAGGCUUGGAGGAUCUGAGCAAUCUCACCACCUUGCAUCUUCGAGACAACCAGAUUGACACCCUGAGUGGCUUCUCCAGAGAAAUGAAAUCAUUGCAGUACCUCAACCUGAGAGACGGGGUUUCACCGUGGUCUCGAUCUCCUGACCUCAUGAUCCGCCCACCUCAGCCUCCCAAAGUGCUGGGAUUACAAGCGUGAGCAACCACGCCCGGCCAAGACCAGAUUCUUGAGCUGGCAAUGGAAAGAGCAUCUCCAAGUAGGGAGAAGUGGUUGUAUCUGGAAGCCCCAACUCUCAUCCUGACCCCCUGGCCAUUCUCUUAUUCAUGAACUCUGCCACAUGGAUCUGGUGGGGUGUGUAUAUGUGCCAUCUUCCUGUUAAUGAUCUAGACAGGCAUGAUGGACCCUUUCUGAGUGGCUAUUAAAUGAGGAUGUUUUGAGAGUAAGUUGGGUAUGUGUGUGGAGGCGGGUGAGGGUGUCUCAAUGAUUGGGAGGUGCCUCUGGGGCCAGAGACGCUAAGCAUCCAACAAUGUAUGGCAGAGUCCAGUACAAAGUUCCUGUAGCCCUCCUGGUGAGAAACACUGCAUGAGGCUCAGCACGACCAUGAGAUCAGGCUGAAACACUUAAAUAGAUUUCAUAAAAGCUUAAAGCCAGAACGUGAAAAUAAAUAAAAGGCCAAGCACAGUGGCUCAAGCCUGUAAUCCCAGCACUUUGGGGGGCCAAGGCAAGAGGACUGCUUGAGGCCAGGCGUUCAAGACAAACCUGGGCAACAUAGUGAGACCCAGUCUCUACAAAAAAUUUAAACAUUAGCCAGGUGUGGUGGCACAUGCCUGGAGGUACUUAGGAAGCUAAAGUGAGAGGAUCACUUGAGCCCAGGAAUUCAAGGCUGCAGUGAGCUAUGAUCAUGCCACUGCACCCCCAACCAGGGUGACAUAGUGAGACCCUGUCUCAAUAAAAAUAAAAAUAAAAACAGAGUAUCGGCCGGGCGCGGUGGCUCACGCUUGUAAUCCUAGCACUUUGGGAGGCCGAGGCGGGCGGAUCACGAGGUCAGGAGAUCGAGACCACGGUGAAACCCCGUCUCUACUAAAAAUACAAAAAAAAUUAGCUGAGUGUGGUGGCGGGCGCCUGUAGUCCCAGCUACUCGGAGAGGCUGAGGCAGGAGAAUGGCGUGAACCCGGGAGGCGGAGCUUGCAGUGAGCCGAGAUUGCGCCACUGCACUCCAGCAUGGGCAACAGAGCAAGACUCCAUCUCAAAAAAAUAAAAACAAAAAAAACAGAGUAUCAUAUAAUGAGGCUUAUUAGGAGAUGAAGUUUAUUCUUCAGGUUGGGAGGCUCCAACCCAUCUGUAGCCCUGGGUUCCCUUUGUGGAGAGCACGAAAAGAGCACCCACCACCCUAAACUCCAGCUUAGAUCCCAGUUCCUUAUCCACUGACCUAGGUCCUACAGGGUGCAGUGCAGCGGCUGGAUCUCGGCUCACUGUAAUCUCAAACUCCUGGGGUCAAGCAAUCCCUCCUCAGCCAAGUAGCAGGGACUACAGGUGUAUGCCACCAUGCCCAGCUAAUUUUUUUAUUUUUAGCUUUUGUAGAGAUGGGGUCUUGCUAUGUUGCCCAGGCUGGGUCCUACCUUCUACCCUCUGUUUAGGUGUGAUCACAGAAAAAGUCUCUCCCUGUGAGGAAAAUUUGCCCUCUCCUCCCCAGCUACAAGACAGGGUUGUGGCCUAGCUUUGCUGCACCAAAAGAACACAUGAACACAUUACAGAGUAGAAUAUGGCACUUAGGGAUUCCUUGAAGGGCAGAAGCAGGACCAGAGUGGGGUCACACAGCACCUCUGCAGUAAAUCUGGCAAGGCUUGGCAGGCCAGUCCUCACAGUGUUUCUAGGGAAACUGGAACCCAGUAGGAGAGUUCCCCCAGAGGCCCCAUUCCUAGCAACUGGCAACCAAAGCCCAUUAUUCCUGCAUGAACCCCUCCUGACCACACUGGCAGGGGCAACAUGGUGGCCAACCUGGGGGAGCUGGCCAAACUGCAAGACCUGCCCAAGCUGCGAGCCUUGGUGCUGCUCGAUAACCCAUGCACGGAUGAAACCAACUACCGCCAGGAGGCCCUGGUGCAGAUGCCAUACCUUGAACGC
Symphalangus syndactylus (siamang) is the source of this 2908-nucleotide messenger RNA. RefSeq names its product leucine rich repeat containing 23 (gene LRRC23). The record is from RefSeq and is a predicted model, not a curated record. NCBI's taxonomy places the organism in Eukaryota, Metazoa, Chordata, Mammalia, Primates, Hylobatidae. Gene Ontology annotation, molecular function: protein binding.